Molecule: messenger RNA, 1091 nt
Organism: Gambusia affinis (western mosquitofish)
Lineage: Eukaryota; Metazoa; Chordata; Actinopteri; Cyprinodontiformes; Poeciliidae
Gene: timm17b
Product: translocase of inner mitochondrial membrane 17 homolog B (yeast)
Exons: 5
Coding region: 104-718 (204 amino acids)
Biological process (GO): protein import into mitochondrial matrix
Cellular component (GO): mitochondrial inner membrane; TIM23 mitochondrial import inner membrane translocase complex
Molecular function (GO): transmembrane protein transporter activity
Source: RefSeq, a predicted model, not a curated record
CGAGAGAACAGUUGAUACCGCCGCCUGUUAGGAAAAAAUAAAAAAGAAAGCAGCCGGCGGCGCACAUCGAUUACGUCACCGUGUACGCUUGACGUCAACAAACAUGGAGGAGUAUGCCCGUGAGCCUUGCCCCUGGAGGAUAGUGGAUGACUGUGGAGGGGCUUUCACCAUGGGUGCAAUCGGUGGAGGCGUAUUCCAAGCAGUGAAGGGCUUUCGAAACGCUCCGGCUGUAAGUUUAAAAAAAUUAAAUAUCAUGGUAGUUUUCUCUGUGACUCCUCAUCCUAAAGUGAUUGUUGUAACAUUUCAGGGUGUUGGACACAGACUCAGAGGAAGUGUAAAUGCAGUGAGAGUAAGAGCUCCUCAGAUUGGAGGUAGCUUUGCUGUCUGGGGAGGCCUUUUCUCCACGAUCGACUGUGGUUUAGUUCGCCUGAGAGGAAAGGAGGAUCCGUGGAACUCCAUCACAAGUGGCGCCCUGACCGGCGCCAUUCUGGCAGCACGCAGUGGUCCGCUAACGAUGAUGGGCUCUGCAAUGAUGGGGGGAAUCCUGCUCGCGCUCAUUGAGGGCUUUGGUAUUCUCCUGACUAGAUACACAGCACAGCAGUUUCAAAACCCUUUGCCGUUUACUGGGGGGGCAGACCCCAGUCAGCUCCCUCCGCAGGACGGAGAGCAGCAGCAGCAGCAGCAGCAGCAGCAGAGGACUAAAGGAUUGUUUCACUAGAUACCUUCUGCGUUCACAGUGAGUCCCACCGCAGCGUAACGGAGCGACAUCACUGCUAAGAGGACUUUGAAAGUAGAUGCACUUUGUUGAAAUACCUCAGGGUAAAAUGUUGUGAUUUAGUGUUUAAGAAUGAAUUUUGAGAUGUAAGAAUCCUUCAGAUACACAUUAUGUUUUCUUCUGGAGAACGUUUUGUUUGUUUUGUGUCAUUCCUGUAGUCUCUUCUCCUUAUGGAUUUGUUUAUGUGACAUGUAUCUAUGCUAGAAAUAUUGCAUCUUUCUUGAAUUACUGAGAGUUCUCCAGCUGAUUUUAUUUCUAUCCAGUUUUUAGUACAUUUACAGAGCUGACCUGUGAAUAAAAAACAUUUUACAGAUUA